This is a messenger RNA of Cornus florida, 921 nucleotides long. RefSeq lists its product as uncharacterized. Lineage: Eukaryota; Viridiplantae; Streptophyta; Magnoliopsida; Cornales; Cornaceae. Bases 88 to 921 code for a protein of 277 amino acids. The record is from RefSeq and is a predicted model, not a curated record. The transcript has 5 exons.
UUGCAGCUUCAAACCAAAAAAUUCAAAUAUUGUUUUCGAUUAGCCCGCCAUUUCUGAAUCACAGAAACCAAAAACGUGAUUUCGAAAAUGGAAGCAUUUCCAUGUCCGCUCGAACUCACAGUUGCUUCGGCUCUUCUCCUUCUCUCCACCACUCCUCCUCCUCUGUCUCCUCCUGACAGUGUGAAGAAGAUCAGUAUUUCAGAGAGCUUGGGAUUCAGUGAUUCGAAAUCGUGUUCAUCGUCUGUAAUCUGCGACGAUGGCUCAUCUGAGGAGACUCGAUCGCAUCGGAUUAGGUUUGUCGCUGUUGUAUCUCGUUUUCACGAGAUGAAGCUCAAGCAUGUAGUUCGGAAGAGUCGAUCGAAGAACUUUAGAAGCUCCGGUCACUUGAAAAUCUUGUCCGGCAAGGCAGCGAAGGUGCCGUCGAGAUCUGCAUCGGAGACGACUGAGGCUUCUUCGAGUCUGUCCAGUAGUGGCUCUAGUGUAAUUUCCAGCGCGCGAACCUGCAACAAUGUCACCCGAAUGGGGAAGAGAGAGGCUUUGGCUUGUGAUCUGAAGAGGAAGCAAAUCGGCUCGGCUCUCUUGCACCACCGAGCCGAAGCCAUCUUGAAGGUCUUGUCUGAUGGUUGUGCUUCUGAAUUGAAGAUUCGUCAAUUGCUCGGUGACAGCCCAGACACCAGUAAAGCGUUGAGAAUGUUGCUAAAGUUGGAUGAGGUCAAGAGGUCGGGCGCAGGAGGCCGUAACGACCCCUAUAUUUACAAGGUAACACAAAUCACAAUUUUGUACUCAAUUUUAUUCAAUGCCAUGCAUAUUUAUUUAAAUGAAAAAUAUAAUUGCAAUACGUUACUGUUGUUAAUUCAUGUGGAUUUAACAACUAAAAAAACGGAAUUGCGUUACUUUGGUAGAAGUGUUCAAAUAGCAUAG